GCUCUUUGUAUGACGUCACACUGGUGCAAUUGUUGAUUUUGAACUUAGCAAUUUAUUUGUGUGUUAUUUCUGCGAGAUUUUAAGCAGUUCAAAGCGAUUAUUUAAACUUUUACUAAAGCAAAAUGAAGUGUGCAGUGGCAAAUUGUGAUAGUGAAAACCAUAGGCAAGCGUGCGAUAUAAGCUUUUUUUCGUUUCCUACGGACGAAGCUCUCGCCAGAAAGUGGAUGCAGUUUUGCCGGCGAGGAAGUGCAGUAUUGAAUCCCAAAUCGAGCUACGUGUGCAUGAAGCACUUUUUUAGUGAAGAUAUAGAGAACAAUCGACAGUUCGAAAUGGGAUUUGCAAAAAAACGCCUUUUAAAGCGUGGUCCUGUGCCCAGCAUUUACUCAGAGGAUGGGGAAACCUCCCAGCGUGCCGAAAGUGUUCAGCGCGAGGAGUACAAACAGAUUGUCAGCGAGUUACUUCAGCAGAGUGAACCUGUCGCAGUCAAUGAAGCCGAGGCGAAUAACGGUGCCAACGUUGUUCCGAUUGACGAAAAUGUGGAGAAUAAGGAAAAUAACCUAGUGGAUGCAAAUCUUUCCGAAAUCCCCGCGACUUCAACACCUCGCAAAUUCUUCUACUACGACAGCAGUUUGGAGGAAGUUGAGGAGCUGGAAGCUAAACUAAAAAUACUUAAGCGAGAAAACAAGACUCUGUUAAUGGAGAACAAAAAGAAAGCAUGGAACUGGCGGCACUCUAGCAAGAGUACGGUAAGCAGAAAAAGAAGCAUGACUAUGAGGUGGAACAGCUAAAAAACGCUUGGAUGAAUACGUAAAUAUGUGUAAAAACAUGGAGAGCAAACUGCAGACCAUUUUGACGAAGGGUCAGGUUUCGAAACUGAAGCACGGCAUUAGGAAACCUACUUGGAGUCAAGAAGACAUCGCGAAUUCCAGCACGUUGUCCAGAAAACUGAAAAUGUCUGAUGUCGCUUCAUAUUAAUGUUCUUUUAAUGUACAAGUUCGUAACGAGAACUGUUCUUCAGUUCAUCCGCUUAACAUAAAGGCCCUUUUCAGCUUUACCUUCGAGAAUCCUUCGAUACCUGCAGCGUAACAUAUUUGGAAUGGGAGAAAGGCUUUUCAGUGAAUUGCACCAGCAACUCGAAUCGCUGCUGCAAGUUCUGUUUUAAUAUAUUCGCAUGUAUGUGAUAUUUUACUUUUAUUGUAUUGUAGAAUUCACAUUUUUGGAAAACGCGAUCUACAUCUGUGCCUCCGUCACUGUAUAUUAAACUUUUUAAUUUGCCCAUAUGAUCAAGCACCACCAAGUACUCCUUGCUCGAAUUGCCUCCUCUGCACACUGAACCAGGUCUUCAACAUUGAGUAUUCUGAAGGACACGCAACCAGCUCAGAGUUGGCUUGGCGCAGUGCGGCAUUUGCUUCGCUGCCAAUUGUCUGCAGCAAGUGCUCUGACCCACGCACUAAUUGCUCACCUUCAUCAAGGUACGCGUCGGAAGUUGUUUGAUUUGGCAUGAAUUCAAAAGCUAAAUCUGCAAUCAUUGGCGAUGACAUGCUGAAAAUCACGUCGCGGUAGUCAUAACCAAUGCGUGGUGUUGAUUCACAUAUUAUUUAGAAUACCUUUGAUAAUACUUUCCAAAGAUUUCAUCUUCGACUAACUCGUGGGAGCGUUGAUUCUGAAAUGGCAAACAUUUUUAACACAUGCAUUUGUCCCAACAUUAUUUUUCAUACUUACCCUAAAGACUAUAUGCACAACACCAUAACAACGCUUUCAUCUAUAAUUAAAGCUAAUAUAUAUCCUUAAUAUCUAUAAAUUUUCCCAUUUUAAUGUGUUAUGAAUACAUUUUUUCGUAUUGUGCAAAAUGCCUUCUUCUUCUUGCAUUCUUGUUCGCGUUUUGACAUCGCUCUCUCGCAGCUGCACCAGUAUGACGUCACUCAAAAAUUACGCUAAAAAAUCCUCUCUGAUCGGCGCAAUCUUGUAUUCUAUCAUUCUUGCUUUCCAGUGAGGUAUGUAUUGUCCAACCAUAGCAAUGUUUCUUAACAGAUAAUUAUCACUAAUUAUCACUAAUUUCUGCUGGAAAGCGUUUCUUAACCCAAAAAAACUAGCAGAAACUAGCAGCUCUCUCUCGUUCUUACGCUCUUCUUUUUUGACUCUCCUGCUAAUUUCUGCUGGUAAAAUGUUAACUAGCAGAAACUAGCAGCUGUCAAAAUGGAUAAACAAAGAUUCGCGCCAAAU
Molecule: messenger RNA, 2223 nt
Organism: Rhagoletis pomonella (apple maggot)
Lineage: Eukaryota; Metazoa; Arthropoda; Insecta; Diptera; Tephritidae
Product: 52 kDa repressor of the inhibitor of the protein kinase-like
Exons: 5
Coding region: 123-788 (221 amino acids)
Molecular function (GO): sequence-specific DNA binding
Source: RefSeq, a predicted model, not a curated record